AAAGUUGAGUGUCCAGGAAAGACUUGAGAUAGAGUAAUGCUCUGCUUCAGUGCAAUCUCAGUGGCUGAUAUUCAAGUGAUGUGCAACUAGUGACUUUUAUCUCGUCUUUUCCAACUUGUAUAGGGUAAAAUGGAAAAACCACCACAGAAAUCUCAAAAUGGUUACCACACCAACUCUUCAAAAAGUAUAGAGGCAUAUGGCCAAGAUGAGAAGAAGAAGAAUGGUUCAGCAGAAGGACUGUCGGUCCUGGGAGCUGCAGUGUUAGUCGCAGGAGAAAUGGCAGGAAGUGGGAUACUUGCUCUGCCUAAAGCAGUUAUUGACUGUGGCUGGCCCGGUCUUCUGCUGGUGCUGUUGUUUUGUCUCAAUGCUUGCUAUGGAGGAACAAAGCUGGGUAACUGCUGGGCCAUUCUGGAGGAGAGAUAUCCUGAACACAAGAAGGCUACGAGAGACCCUUACCCAACAAUAGCCUUCAGAGCUGUAGGCCGGUGGGGCAGCACCCUAGUGUCAGCCUGUAUCCAAGUCACACUAUUUGGAGUGGCCAUUGUCUACCUGCUGCUGUCCGCCCAGAUAGUACAACAGCUGCUGAGAGAGUUGUUGCCUCAGGUGGGAUAUUGCCUCUGGUUCCUCAUCUUUGCGAUUGUCAUCACACCACCAAUGUGGCUGGGAUCACCAAAGGAUUUCUGGAUCGCUGGUGUCGGAGCUGUCCUGACUACAGCUAUAGCUUGUGUUCUCAUUUUCAUCAACAUGAUCUCAGACGGAAUACACAACACGGAGCCAGUUCCGCACAAUCCUCACAGUCUCACAGACUUCUUCUUCUCCUUUGGCACCAUCUUGUUUACUUACGGUGGUGCUUCUACCUUCCCCACCAUACAAAAUGACAUGGCACGCCGAGACAAGUUCUACAUCAGCGUCGCUAUGGGGUAUGUUGUUGUGUUGGCACUCUACAUGCCCGUAGUGUUUGCGGCAUUCUUUGUCUACGGAGACGCUGUUAACGCUAACGUAGUAUUAUCUCUCAGUCGAGGAAUGUUUGCUUCCUUUGCCAACAUGCUGAUGGCACUUCACCUCAUCCUGGCACUUCUCAUUGUCAUCAACCCAGUCUGCCAGGAGAUCGAGGAGAUCUUUAAUGUCCCACACAAGUUUGGUGGCAAGCGGUGCUUAGUCCGAUCUUUGAUGGUGUUGCUGAUGAUAGUGGUGGGGGAAACUAUCCCAGAGUUUGGUAAGAUCUUGGCGCUAGUUGGAGGAUCUAGCAUCACUCUGUGCACCUUCAUACUGCCUCCCUACUUCUACAUGAGGCUCUGCGAUCAGAAGAGAGCUGAUUGGCCUGAAAGGUUAAUACCCUGGUACGAACGUGGUUACAUGUGGGUGCUAAUUAUCAUCGGAUUGGUGGGAGGAGUGUGCUGUACGUACAGCGCAGGACACUCAAUUCUAUCAGCAAACUCGUUAACAACACCAUGUUACUGGCCUGACUAACAAAUGGAAUCCAACACAGACCACAUGCAUUACUUUAAAAAGACUUGAAAAAUGUUUUUAUACCUAUUAAUUUUAACUGUACUAGUAUUAAAAGUAUGUCGCCAAUCCUUAAAAUUA
Molecule: messenger RNA, 1587 nt
Organism: Macrosteles quadrilineatus (aster leafhopper)
Lineage: Eukaryota; Metazoa; Arthropoda; Insecta; Hemiptera; Cicadellidae
Exons: 8
Coding region: 130-1470 (446 amino acids)
Biological process (GO): amino acid transmembrane transport; L-alanine transport
Cellular component (GO): vacuolar membrane
Molecular function (GO): L-alanine transmembrane transporter activity; L-proline transmembrane transporter activity
Source: RefSeq, a predicted model, not a curated record